AUGUUACACCAACAAUUCACAACUGUCGACUGUACAGCAAACAAACCUAUCUAUGAAUUAUCGUUAAUAUUACCAAAUGAACGAUAUUUUAUGCAAUCAUUGAAUAAUACACAAAUGUCAUUUUCAUCUCCUCUCACUUGUAUUCAUCAUGAAUUUGUAUAUCAAGUAAUGCAACAUCCACAAAAGCUAGCAGUUGAACUAGAUGAACAAUCAUUAACAUAUUGUGAACUUCUAUAUUAUGUUCAAGUAUUGUCUUUAACUCUUCUUAAUGAAUAUCAUGUAUUUCCAGGUGAGAUCGUAUGUCAAUGUGUUGAGCGAAGUUUGUCAAUGGUGAUUGGUAUGAUGGGAAUUGAAAUGGCUGGUGCUGUUUAUUGUCCAUUAUCACCGCGGGACCCACAACAUCGUUUGCAUGCACUCACACAACAAACACAAAGUCGUCUUGUUCUUGUUCAUGAUUUAACUAAGUCCAAGUUUGAUGAUGAUAGUGUUUCACUUGAUAUUGAUUCAAUAUUAAAUAUCAGUGAUCUGAAUAGUAACAUGGAUUAUAAUUGUCUUUCAAGUGUGAAAGUGAAAGGCAAUGAGAUUGCAUACAUUAUUUUCACGAGUGGUUCAACUGGAACACCUAAAGCGGUUCAAGUUCGGCAAAAGAACUUUAUUGAUUGCAUCAAUUCUUUGACUUAUAUUAACUCAUUUAAUAAAGAUGAUAUAGUUGUACAAAUGACAAGAUGUUCAUUUGACAUCCAUGUUCAAGAAAUACUUGGUACAUUGUUAGUUGCAGGCACAUUAAUUAUGCUUCAUCCUGGUGGAACUAUUGAUUUUGAUUAUUUAUCUGAAGUCUUACAGAGUGAACCUUUUUCUGUUCCUUUAAUUGAUUUGAUUGUAAAAAUCGGUAUAACAAACUGUAUUGUGUGGAAUUUGUAUGGUCCAGCUGAAGCAACCAUAGGUUCUACACUGCAUUGUGUGAGUGUUACGAGUGAUACCCAGAGCAUUCCAAUUGGCAGGCCAUUUUAUAAUUACCGAUGUAUGAUUAUGAAUAAGUAUUCACAAUCAUCUAUUGCCGGUCAGGAUGGCGAAUUGCUAGUGGGAGGAGCAGGUGUGUUUGCUGGUUAUCUAGGUCGUGAUGAUUUAACUGCAAAAGCUCUUGUUGAAAUAGAUGGCGAACCAUUUUAUCGAACAGGCGAUCUUGUUAAAAUAGAUAACAAUGGUCUUCUUCAUUAUCAAGGAAGAAAAGAUCAUCAAAUCAAACUACAUGGACAACGAAUCGAACUUGGUGAAAUCGAACGAUGUUUACUUAACAUUACAUGUAUCUCCGCCUGUGUUGUCACGAAAUGGAAAGAUGAUUAUUUAGUUGCUUAUGUUCAAAGUUCUGAUAUGAAUGAACAGGGAUUUCGUGAACAUUGUCAAUCUCAUCUUCCACCACAUGUGAUACCAUCAAUAUUUAUUAUUCUUGACAAACUACCUUUGAAUCCAAAUGGAAAAAUAGAUCGAAAACUUCUUCCUUCACCUCACUUCUCAUCUGUACAUCUCAUAAACACUAUAGAACUAGUACUACCAACAAAUGAUAUUCAAGUUACUAUUCAUCAUAUUUGGUGUGAGAUAUUUAAACAAAAGCAAAUCUCAACUGAUACAAACAUGUUUACUAUUGGUGGUCAUUCAUUACUUAUCAUGCAACUUUUUCAUCGAUACAAGAUCGAAUUUCAUUUAGAAACAAAUACUCUCUCGAUAUCUAAUCUAUUUCAACAUCCAACAAUCAUUCAUCAUGCUCAACUCAUUCAACAAUCUAUCAAUACUACCCACACUCUGUAUGAUUAUCCUUGGUCUACAUUAUAUCUCUUUCAAGCUAGAGCAUCAUUUGCUCAAGAACGAAUCUAUUUAGAUGAACAAAUUCGUUUUUCAUCUAAGAAAACAACCAUGAAGAAUAUGUAUGUUAUUCCAUUACUUUAUCGUAUAUCAUCUAUGAAUGAUCAUAUGUCUAUUUCACGAUUACAACAUGCAUUCCAGUCUAUCAUAAAAAAACAUAAUAUUCUUCGAACAGCACUCUAUCUUGAUACAAAUGGUAAUAUUAUACAGCACUGUUUAGAUGCAAACAUCGUUCUCAAUGAUUAUAUGAAAUCAAAUGGAUUGACAAUUGUUGAUCUUUACAAUGAUGAUCGUCGUCAUAUAAAUAAAAUUAUCAUGGAAAUAUUAAAUCAAGCUGAUUUAUUUGAUCUAUCAAAAGGACGUGUUAUUCGUUGUCAUAUGCUUCGUCAUUGUCGUCAAUCUCAAGAUAGUAUCUCAUGUGAGGAUGAUGAUCUGUUGACUGAAAAUGACCACAUAUUGAUUAGUAUUCAUCAUGCAAUGUUCGAUGGAGCAUCAACACCAAUCUUCAUUCGUGAUCUUUCUCUUGCUUAUCAGUCUGGUGACUCUUCAUAUGUAGAUGCUAACUCAUUGAAUUAUACAGAUUAUUCUGUUCAUGAACAUAUCAUGGAUAUGUCAUUAUCUCGUGAAUUCUGGCAUUCUCAACUUGAAAGAUACAAUAUCGAGUGUUCAUUAACAUUACCAUUUGAUCGACAACGUUCAUCAACUAAUCAACAACGAUCAGGUUUAGCAUCCAUGGCUGAAAUCAUUUUUGAUAAUGAAUUAUGCAUAUCAUUUCUCAAUUAUGCAUCAUCACAUCAUCUUACACUUUUUCAACUUGGAUUAUCCAUAUUCUAUGUCUUUCUAUUCAAUUUAACUCAUGGUCAAACUGAUCUAUGUAUUGGUUCUAUUAAUGCUAAUCGAUAUCGAAGUGAAUUAGUGAAUAUGAUAGGAAUGUUUGUUUCAACACUACCAUAUCGCGUUGAACUUGAUCCACAUUGGUCAUUUGAUGAAGUAGUUAAAUAUGUACGAGAAAAGUGUUUAUCAGUUCUUGAACACUCUUAUUAUCCAUUACAACAUAUUCUCAGUGACAAUCGGUUAAAUCAAUUGAAUGUUUCACUUCUUGAGACAAUGUUUGAUUUUAUCACUGUGUCAAAAGAUAUGGAAUAUUUAAGUUUGAACGAUGCAAAUUUAGAACAAAUGUCAUUGGAACAAUCAGCUGAAAUGUCUAAAUUUGACUUCUCAUUAACAUUUGAACACAAUCCAUUAUUAGAUAAUAAGAGAUUAUCAUGUAAUUUUGUUUGUUCACGUGAUCUAUUUGAAAAAUCAACUAUUUCACAAAUAUCUCAAAGAUUUCAAUUUAUGUUCGAGCAACUGUUUCAAACAGAAUCAAGCAACAUUCUUGCGAUGGAUAUGGAUUCAUCUAUUAACAAACUAUCUCUUAUUCUUCCUGAUGAAGCUGAAGAAAUGCAGUUAGCCAUGUUUCAUCGAUUGGAGAAUAUUUUGAAUGAGGCACCAACAUCAUUUGCACAAGCUCGUAUUUGGCUUGAUGAGCGAAUUCGGUUCGAUCUAGACAACCCUCAAAUAGCAAUCUAUAACAUGCCUUUUGUUUAUUAUCUGCAACCAGAUCAUACUUUAUGGAUUAAACAACUUCGGCAUGCUCUUCAUCUCACUGUCAACAAACAUCCUUCACUUCAUACAUCACUUCAUUUUGACAUCGAAAAGAAUCUACUUAUGCAACGAGUUAUUACUCAUGAAGAUAAAAAUAAUAAGAAUAAUAUGUUUUCAAUCAUCGAAACUACUUAUGAAACAGAUGAACAACUUAAUGAGAUUUUAUAUGACGAGAAACGUAACCCUCAACUUUUUGAUCUUGCUCAAGGUCUUGUCUUUCGAUGUCAUACUAUUUAUCACAAACAAAUCUCUUCAAAUCAUCUUCUUUCUGACAAAGAUAUACUUAUCUUCAACUUUCAUCAUGCUCUAUUUG
Molecule: messenger RNA, 3820 nt
Organism: Adineta steineri
Lineage: Eukaryota; Metazoa; Rotifera; Eurotatoria; Adinetida; Adinetidae
Source: the annotation of a GenBank genome assembly